AAUGCCUGUGGUAGAUCUUAAUCUUAGCUUUGACAGCGGGAAUUCCGGCCAAGAGAAUGCGACUGUUCUCAAUUUUGCUGAUGCGGAUUACGACUACGACGAUUACUCUUUCUUCAGUCUAGACGAUACGGAAGGCAAGAUUAAUGUCUCGAACUCGCAGACUUCGCGCAUUCAGAAGCGAAACAUUGAUGGCAUUCCUGAUCCCAGCAUUGGCCUGUACCCAUCCGACUAUUGUGACAUUGUCAAAGAGAUCACGAAGAGUGCUUGCUUCGAAACCUCUUUAUUGGAGAUGUGGGCUGCCGACCAGUACGGCUUCGUCACUCGCGAUCUCAUUAAGAACCUAACUUUGGAUGACGUGCUGUCUAAAGUGAACAACCCUUACGGCUUCAGUGAGGUUUUCAAACGCCCCACUGACUUCACACAAUACUUGGGGGAUAUCACGAGGAAUUCAACCGGACACAUUGUUGGGGCCCGAGCCACGUUUAUCCGCUUCUUUGGUCAAGUCAACAUUAGUGCCAUCUCGGACCAAGAUCGAGCUGCUACUGGCAAAGGGCAACCGGUGGACAGUGCCACGUUAGAAUUCGAGGGUGGCCUUCUUUCUGCCCUACGUGAUGGCAUUCUUCAUUCCAAUCCUAACAUUACUGUUCUCAUUAACGUGGCAAGAAGUUUCAAUGAUCUCUCACAAAAGGUCAUCAAUACGGACGCUCUCCUCUUUGGCUGUGGAUUUUCGAUUGUCUUCAUUUAUGUCCAGCUCUCGUUAGGCAAAAUGAAUUUCGUGGAACAACGGCCUCUGCUAUCUGGCGUUGGGAUCGCAUGCAUCGCCUUGACCGUGUUCUCAACUUAUGGGAUGUGCUCGCUCUUUGGCUUCGUUUUUAGCCCCAUGCACAACAUAAUCCCGUUCUUAUUACUAGGAAUUGGCAUCGACGAUAUGUUCGUCAUCUGCCAGAGUCUGGAUAAUCUUUCUCCGGACUUGGACGUGGACAUCACCACACGCAUUGCCUUGACCAUGAAGCACGCAGGAGUAGCCAUUACUGUUACCUCGGUUACGGAUAUCACCGUUUUCGCCAUUGGAGCCACCACAGUUUUACCGGCGUUGAGAUCUUUCUGCGUGUUCUGCGCCGUCGGAAUUUUAGUGGUGUAUAUUUUACAAGCCACAGUAUUCGUGGCUGUGAUGAGCAAAGACACCCAUCGGAUCGCUCAAAGAAGGAAUGGCUUCUUGCUAUGCUACACCCAUACGAACUGGACACCCAAACCCUGGACUCAGAAGAACUAUCUUCAAAGCUUCUUCUUUAGAUUCGCCAAGUUCCUCAUGAUCCCAUUCGUCAAGUUCGCUAUCAUCUCUUGUACAUUGGUACUACUUGGCUGGGGCUCCUACGGCUUGUACAUGCUCAGACAGGAGUUCAACCCAAUUUGGUUCAUUCCACCCGAAUCUUACCUAAGCCAGUGGUUUUCGGCGAAUGAAAAGUACUUUCCAAAAGAAGGCGAACGAGUUACCAUCAACAUUGGUCCCAUUGAUUACUCGGAUGAGUUAUGGAAGAUCGACCUCCUUGUUGAUAAGCUCAAAAACGAGACGGCCAUCGUGUCGAGUGUGGAUUCUUGGUACUCGGACUUCAAGGAUUACAUGGAGAAGAACGACUUGGUGCAAGACUUUUUUGAGGCAUUUCACGUGAACCAGACAGAGUUCUAUUUUCGAUUAACACAAUUCCUAUUCAGUCCCACCGGAGCCAAGUACCGGACCAAUUUUCAGUUCGACCAAAGCAUCAUUUGUGGUCAGAUCUCUCCCAAUGUUCAACUGUCCACAAUCAAAUUCACGCACCAUCUCUUCGAUGGACCUUCGGAACAUAUUCCAGCCAUGAAUCGGAUCAAGGCCAUUGUCGAAUCUGUGAAUUUCUCGAGCAGAGCGUUCGCCGUGGCUACAGAGUACGCCUCUUGGGAAACAGAUGAGAUCAUUGCGGAUGACACCAUUCGAAAUCUCGUUCUCUCCGUUGUCUGUGUUUUCAUCACUACGUUGCUGCUCAUUGGAAAUUUCAAGGCGUGUGUCCUUGUUUUGAUUUCUGUUCUGAUGACAUUGGUCAAUGUCAGUGGGUUCAUGCACUUCUGGGGUUUGACCAUCGAUGUUGUCUCUUGCGUUAAUUUGGUCAUCGCUGUCGGGUUAUGUGUGGAUUACUCGGCCCAUAUCGCACAUGCUUUUAUGACUUGUUCAGGAACGAAAAAUGAACGUACAAUCCAAGCCCUAAGGGACAUUGGUCCCGCCGUUUUUAACGGAGGUAUGAGUACCUUCCUUGCUUUUAUUCUUACGGCAACCUCACAAUCCCACGUGUUCGCCACGUUCUUCAAGAUAUUCUUCUUGGUUGUUGUUUUUGGGCUUUUCCAUGGUCUGGUAUUUUUACCAAUCACCUUGAGUUUUUUUGGUCCAGAUCCGUUGGAUCAACAUAAAUCCGAAGGUUCCAAUUUUUAUUCCAAACAGAAUCCCUCACCUGUCGACUUGCUGUCCGUGAAGAAACUUCCUGGACACGACAAUCCCAAUUUUGAGGGUUAGUGCCCGGCAAACUAAACCUAGAGGACAAAAUCUAAUGCAAAUGCUAUUCAUACUGUCACUCAUCCAUGUACCUGUUCGACUACAAUCUAGACGCGAAUGAAUAAAUCUCAAAGAAAUGUUAUUCAAAAG
Messenger RNA from Tigriopus californicus, 2668 nucleotides. RefSeq names its product patched domain-containing protein 3-like. Lineage: Eukaryota; Metazoa; Arthropoda; Copepoda; Harpacticoida; Harpacticidae. The record is from RefSeq and is a predicted model, not a curated record. Gene Ontology annotation, cellular component: membrane.